This is a messenger RNA of Cordyceps fumosorosea ARSEF 2679, 696 nucleotides long. RefSeq names its product N-acetyltransferase GCN5. The record is from RefSeq and is a predicted model, not a curated record. NCBI's taxonomy places the organism in Eukaryota, Fungi, Ascomycota, Sordariomycetes, Hypocreales, Cordycipitaceae. The transcript has a single exon. The coding region runs from base 1 to 696 and encodes 231 amino acids.
AUGGCCAUUGACAAACCAACCCGCCACGACAUUGAGCGGCAGAUGAACGUCUGGGCCGCGAUCCGCGAGUACGUCGUCGAGGUGCUGCCCUCCGGCCUCCCCGGUGUGCUGCGCACCGACAUGCCCGCCGGCACCUGGGAGUACGUCCUCUUCGAGCCCACCACCACCGCCCUGCACGCCGCCGCCGCCAUCACCCUGCAGGACAAGCAGCGCUUCCUCACCGUCAUCGCGGCCGACACGGCGCCGUACAAGGCCGUGGCCACCGCCGAGCACGACUUUGACGUGCUCGCCGAGGAGGUGCUCAUGACCCUGGACCUGACUGCGGAGCCUGAGCCUGCUGCUGCGGAAGGCGGUGGUUUUGUGGCGGCGAUGGAGACGAAGGAGACGGGCACGGCGACGCGCUGUAGGCUGGCGGUGACGGAGGGGAAGGGAGGGGAGAGGGCGGCGGGGGGGCAGGUCGGGGUGGAUGGGGAUAUGGCGGUGUAUGAUAGGAUCAAGACGGAGGAGGGCAUGCGGAGGAAGGGGCUGGGGAGGAUGGUGAUGGGUAGGUUGGGGGAGGAGGCGCGCAAGAGGGGGGCGAGGAUGGGUUGGCUGAUUGCGUCGCCGGAAGGACAGAAGCUGUAUACGACGCUGGGGUGGGAUGUGAGAUGCCAGGUGCUCAUUUUGGGUAACAAGGACAUAAUCAAGAACCCAUAG